Durusdinium trenchii is the source of this 3015-nucleotide messenger RNA. The record is from the annotation of a GenBank genome assembly. Lineage: Eukaryota; Dinophyceae; Suessiales; Symbiodiniaceae.
CCGACACCAUGUUGAUCAGGACACGUUUUCUUGAAGCCAGCAACGGGAGCCAUGGCGCGUUUGGGCGCUCUGCCAUGUCAACUGGUCUUGCCGCAAGAUGCUGCAGAGUUGAAUCAACCCAAGGCUAGUGAUAUAUUAGAGCCCUUGGAGGAUGGUGCGAACAUGGAGGAUGAUAGAACAUGUUGCAUAUGUUUGGACACCAGUGCAUGCAGCAAAUUGCCGUGUGGCCACCAGUAUCACGUUGCUUGCUUGGAAAGCUGGUUCGAACAGAGGCCCUCAUGUCCAACGUGUGGGCACUUCUAUGGGGAUCGCAUGGGCUCCAUGCUGGAUGGGACGAUGUCUUGGAGCUCCAGCAAGUUUCGAUUAGCUGGCCACAGCUGUCCCACGCUUGUCUUGCAUUUUUCAUUUUCCAGUGGAUCUCAAGGUGGCCAGGACUAUGAUGGGCGCUCCCAGCAUGCCUAUUUACCAGACAACGAGGAGGGGAAGAAGCUCCUGGCCAUGUUUCAGCUCGCCUUCCGGCGGCGAGUGCUCUUCAGCCUGAGUCCCUCUCUCACCACCCAACGCCUUCAUCCCACCUUCGCCAUUCAUCUGAAGACCUCGAUGACGGGUGGACCAGCCAGGCAUGGCUACCCAGAUGAGCAAUACUUCAACUCUGCCAUGGAAGAGCUUCGGAACGCUGGGAUUUCCCUGGAGGCUGCCACUCCCGUGGCCAUCGGCCUCAACGCUUCACUGGCCAGUCGCAUCAGACAGAAGUGUGGUUUUGUCUUAAGCCAAAUCGAAUCAAAGCUGCUGAUGGCCUCCCUCAUCAUUCUCUGGAUCACACCUCAGGGACGUGCGACCUUCUUUCCCUGCUUUUCGAUCCUGAUCGUCUUGGGCCUUCCGCCGAAGCCUGGAGUGGCCUGGUCCGCGGUCUUGUUCUUCACCUAUUUUGGGACGACGACUCCAAGGGCUGAUGAUGAGGCACGACUCCAGUCAUGCGGCGAUUUGGUGAUUUCAUGUGAUUUCAGUCGAACCCCCAAACUGAAGAAUUCCUGCUCAAGAUGGCAAGAAAAUAUCAGAAAUGCAGGAAACAAAAUACGGCCCUCACGCUUUGAGAUGAGGCUGCCAAGAGCCUUUGGAACAUCCAACAUCUGACUUGACGUUUCAAAGUGCAAGCUGUCUAUACCAAGGAGCAGCAGGCAGAGUUUAGCUUUGUCAUGAUGAGCAUCAUUCUCAUCUCCUGGCUCUUCGCGCUGCUCAAGGUCCUCCUGACACCUCGCUGCAGCUGCUUCAACCGGAUCCAGCGCAAGACCCGUGCCGCGAUCCAGGUGCCACAUGUGAAGACUCUUUUGACCAUCCUUGUGUUGCUGCUGGCGUCGGGCUAUGAGACCAGAGCUGGGCGUAUAGCGCUGGCCCUUUGCUCCAUCCAUUUGCUUCUGAUUUGCAUUUGCAUCCCAUGCCCCAGUUUCAGGAGCUCCAUCAGCUCCUUUGGAGAACCGUUGGAGAACGAGAUGGAAGAGGUACUCCGUCAGGUGGGGGCAAACCCGGAGCAUGGCCUCAACAGCUGCAACGUCUUUGUGGAUGCGAGCCAACGGGUUUUUGAUGAGAUGAAGGAAGAGCACUGGGCGCUCUAUGCCUCAACGCCCUCCUUGCAAGGGCGUGCAGAUAUGAAGGCCAUCCUACAGGACUUCCUCCGAUCGGUGGAGAGACCCUUGCGCUGCAGAGCCAGUGGUGUGAUCCAUGAAAUGCUGGAGAACGAGAAGCGCUGGGCCAGUGAAGGCUAUGUGGUCUUCUACCAUCUCUAUGCACUCUCCAGUGUCCUGUACGAGCUUCAAACUGCUUUGGCGAACGAACUCUUGGACUAUCCAUUGGCUGGGCCACCAGUGAUGCGGCUCUCACGCAGAGCCUUUGGAGACAUCCGUUCGCUUUCACAGGUACUGUCCAUCCGUGAUCAUAACAUCAGCGAUCGCGCGCACGAGUACCGCGCGUUGGCGGUGUCGGCCUUCUCUUCAUGCUUCGCCAGUGGAGGAUACACUCGCAGCAUGCAGCGGUAUAUGAUGCAGGGCUUUCCGAGCGGCACCAGCAACUAUGUGAAGAAACUGAUUGAUGAUUUGCUCUCUGCCGUAGGCAUUGAUCAGCCUGAUGUGAUUCCCACCCUGCGGUCAAGAAUCCUGGCAGCUGGCAAAGCACAGGGCUUGGAGGCUUUGGGUCAGGUUUUGCAAAUCUUCCUCCACGACUCCGUGGUAGACGCCUUCGCCUAUGGCUCCCAGCCCUUGGGGGCUCUGGCACCUCGUGGACUGCCAGUGAGUGCUUGGCUCCGGCAGCAGUGCCCCAUCGAGGGCCAGGUCAGGCUGGUUCCUCAUCCCGACCUCUUCCUGGCGGGUGCGACACCCAGAGGUCCUUUGGUGCGGAUCUUUGACCAUUGUCCCUCAAGGGCCUUGCAGAAGGUGGCCCUCCGACGCGAGCUGCAGUCUUUGCUGCGGCCCUACCUGAACAUCGAGCGAGCGCGGCAGUUGUUGGGCUUCGAGUUGACCAGUGAUGUGGCGACGAACACGCUCGACGCUGUGGUGUGACAUCGCAGGAGGCCGUGACGGUACGUGCAGGGCGCACCGCGCAAAAAGGCGGGCGUUGGAUUGGGUGGGGUUUGAGGAUGGUGGCAGGUCAUUGCGUUUGGUCGAAGGAGACAUAGCUUGUGCGGCAGGUCAUUGGGUGCCAAUCACCCAUUCAUAGUAAUUAGAUAACCAAUUAGAUAACCCGAAGAACCUUUUUGGAACAUUUUUGGGGCACCCCGCUGACAGGCAGGAACAGGUGGAGUUCGUUCGGAUUCUUCUUCUUUUUUUUUCAGAGAAACAUGGAAAAACGGUUCCUGAAUCGGGAAGAGAUUGGACAGAUGAAUCGCUUUGUUUAGUGUGUUCGUGAUUUGGUGGUCAUCACCUGAUCCCACGUCUGAGAACCAGGUAGCUUCUGCAGGCCCCUGUGAAGGGGUCGCUUUCAAAUCCGGACAGUCUUGUACCAUAGCUUGGCAGGGAAGCAGAG